UAUUGGAUUUCCUAUUCCGGAAAUCCCCGCCUCGGUGGUACCGUUUCCUCUCCUUUUUCCCUACUAGCCAGCCACCCAACAAUUCUUAGGUAUUAUUACGGGCUUGAAACCUGUGUUAUAUAUUAUUACUACUUCCUCCCGAUUCUAUUCUUGUCCCUAUACCCACCUCUCUUCCAAUAAUCAUAGACUCGGCUUUCCGCUCUUGGAACGGCGUUGGGAUCAUAAAUACACAAAAGGUAGCCUGGCGCAGCCUAUCUUCACUUACAAUAAACAACAUCGACACGCGACAUUAUACCGAGGAAUACAUACAAGAAUACGAACAAGCUCUCUCAUCUCACCAAUCACAAUCCCGACGCCUCUAUAUUUCGAUUCCGGCUGCUUAUCACGCAUCUACUACGCGCCCCGAGCAACAUUUUACAAUCCCGCGCGAAGCUUUCAUCGCUCAUGUCGCGACGUAAUUCGUGUGUAUCUGACGACAACGGAAAACCACGAAGCAGAACGACAUCUCAACGUAGCCACAAAUCACCACACCAACAACCGCGUUCGCCGCGCCCGUCUUCUCAUAAUAAAUCAUCGCAAAACCCCACGAACUCUCAGGCGCAUAACCCAUCCCCUCUCAAGAUGGUUACUACUACUUCAACGACGUCGCAUCACCAUGGCGACGAAACCCUGCAUUACUACCUGCCGGACACAAACACGCGAGAGGCCGAGUUGCAAAAACAAGGGUGGAUGGAACCAAUAGUAAUAGACGACGAAGACUUGAUGUUUAGCGGUAAAAGCCUGAGUGCUUGGUAUGAGGAAGAGAGGAAGUCGAUCAGUAGUCCAGCCGAAGAGGAACGACGGGGUCGUCAAAGAGUCCGACAGCAUAAUUCACAUACGCAUCACCAUAACCACCACAAUCACCACCGUCAUCAUCCAAGUUCGACGACUACAUCCGGUAGCCACGAGCAAAAUAAACACUAAAUUACCGAUGAACGAAACGACGAACGCAAUUCGGGACGUGGAGUCCCGAGCGGUUCUCAUUCCCUUUCCAUGAUACCCAACACAACAUUUGCAUGACUACAUGGGCAGGUGUAGAAUUAACAGAUUUAACGCGCGCGUUA
Molecule: messenger RNA, 1103 nt
Organism: Daldinia loculata
Lineage: Eukaryota; Fungi; Ascomycota; Sordariomycetes; Xylariales; Hypoxylaceae
Exons: 2
Coding region: 445-963 (172 amino acids)
Source: RefSeq, a predicted model, not a curated record